CACAGGCUGACCUCCAAAUUCUUCAUGGGUAUAUAAAAUCUCUAAAACUGAAGCCAUUAUUUCAUCAAUUUCAAGGUAUAUUAGUAUAACCAAUCUUAGAAUCGCUGAUUGAUGAGCCAACCGCAAAGUUUCUCCGAUGCUUAAAAUAUAAAUAAAUGCACUGCUGGAGAAAAGGUGUGAGAAUUCGGCCAACUCGGCUACGAUUUCUUCAUACUUAUCCAAGGAAAAGUCUGAGUCAAGGUUCCUGCACAAGAAAUUGACCCUAAAGAUGUUGAAGAAGGUGAUGAUUUAAUAAAACUAGAAGAAUUUGGAAAAACAGUAUAUAAAUAAACUCAUCAAUGUGAGUGAACUUUCCCCUGGAGCUUCCUUUGGAGAGUUAGCACUCAUAAAUUCCAAGCCGAGGGCUGCCACAAUUGAAUGUAUGGACUCCCCCACUGAGUUGAUGACUCUUAACAAAGAAGAUUAUAAUAAUAUCCUUGGAGCUAAGCAAAAAGCAGAAUUUAAGCAAAAUCUUGCCAUCCUCAGGCAGUUUUCAUUGUUCAAAGUGUUCACUGAUAGGAAACUUGAAAAGGUGUGGCAGUAUUGUGAACCCAAGGAAUAUGUCAAAAACAUGGUGGUAUACUCCUCUGGAGAUAAAGUCGAAGGCUUUUACCUCCUGAUUGAAGGAACCUUCCAAGAAUUUACACAGAGCAAGUGGAUAAUUUACCUCAAGGGUAAAUACAACCAGAAAGUGUCGAUAAUUUCAAAUUUGGAGGAGAAUCAGAUUGUUGGCUUUGAUGAGGUCACAUUACAAAAACCAACAAGGAUAAAUUCGAUGAAAUGAAGUAGCCUAUCUGCUAAAGCAAUAUUUGUCUCUUCAAUUGUGUUUGGCAGUUGCUACAGUAAAUAAGAAGAGUAUAAUCCAGACCAGGAAUCAGUUAAGACAAAGCUACACUAAUGGAAUUCCCAAGAGACUCCGAGGAAGGAUUGAUCUUCUUUCUAGUGAGGAGAUUCUGAUGACUGCUAAGAAGCAUCUCCUGCAGAAGAAACUAUAUCUCCAAAAAUCCAGAGUGAAGAACUACAGCACUAAUUUGUUGAAAAUUCAAGAUAAAGAUACUGAAGCGAGGAAGGCUAAAAUAUAUAAGACUUUGGACAAAUAGUAUCCUUAGUAAACCUCUUGCCUUUGGAGACCUAGGCAAGCCUAAGAUGAGUUUGGAGAAAAGAAAGAAGAUAAUUAAAUAAAAAUACCAUGAAGAGGCUCACGAAGUCAACAUCUAUGAAUCAAGGGCUUUGAACUCAGAAUCAAGUCAUUCUGAAUCAAACUAAAGUUAAGACUUCAGACAUUAAACAACAAGAGAAAAGUGUUUUAUGCUCUCAGAGAAACUCUUCUCAAAUAAUUGAUAGAAAGAAAAGCAAUAAUUUGAUAAAUGAAAAUAAGAAUAAGAUCACAAAAAGACAGGCUUCAGCUAGACCAAGAAGAGAAUAUAGGAAGAAACUUCAGAGAAACAAGACUAAUGCCUCAAAGCUAAAAUUAAGACCAAGAAGCAGUAUUGUGUCUACUAGUACAACGAAUAACUGGGAACCUCCUUCUCCUAUCUUCAUAACCUCAUUGGUUCCUGUAAAGCAGAAUUGAAUACCUCAGUUUUCUAAAUAUGUAACAGUGAGUUCUGUUUCUUCUCCGAAAAAAUUUUCGAGUUCUAAAACUCCAGGAGGGGGAACCACAAUUGCUUCUAAAGGAGACAUUGAUGUGAUAGACGCUUUCCAUUGACUACCUUUUGGGAGCACAAGCAUAUUAGAACGUUCUAAAAUUUAAGCGAAAACAUUCAAAUUUCUCACU
Moneuplotes crassus is the source of this 1816-nucleotide messenger RNA. The record is from the annotation of a GenBank genome assembly. Lineage: Eukaryota; Ciliophora; Spirotrichea; Euplotida; Euplotidae.